Solea solea (common sole) is the source of this 2819-nucleotide messenger RNA. RefSeq names its product eukaryotic translation initiation factor 4 gamma 1-like. Lineage: Eukaryota; Metazoa; Chordata; Actinopteri; Pleuronectiformes; Soleidae. The coding region runs from base 114 to 2600 and encodes 828 amino acids. Gene Ontology annotation, cellular component: eukaryotic translation initiation factor 4F complex. Gene Ontology annotation, molecular function: translation initiation factor activity; protein binding; mRNA binding. The transcript has a single exon. The record is from RefSeq and is a predicted model, not a curated record.
GCAUUUCAGUGGUUUAAGUAGCCAAAGAAGUAGCACACUUUUCAUUCAAGCUGCAGUAUUGGCAAAAAAAGAACACCUCUGCACGAAGUCCAAGUCCACACACAUCCACAACAAUGGACAUCAAAGGUGAAGGUAGGCUAGCUCGUCCUGCUCUGACCGAAGAGCAGGUGGUGAAGAAGGCAAACACCAUCAUUGAAGAGUAUCUGCUCACCAACGACAUACAGGAGACACUGCAGUGUGUGGCAGAGCUCAACAGUGCUUCGCUGCUGUAUGUGUUUGUGCGAUGUGCUGUGGAGUUGACGCUGGAGCGCAAGACGAUGGCUCGAGAGCAAAUAGGCCUGUUGCUCUACCAACUUAUUCAAGCUGGGACUUUGCCAACACAGCAGUACUACAAAGGGUUAGAGGAGAUCUUGGAGGCUGCAGAAGACAUCGCCAUAGAUAUACCUCGCAUCUGGUUGUACCUGGCUGAGCUUAUUACCCCCAUGCUACAAAAGGGAGGCAUCCUGAUGGGACAUCUCUUCAGGGAGACAUUGAAAACUAUCUUGCCUCUGGGGAAGGCUGAUGUGCUUCUGGCAGAGAUCUUUAAUUUACUUUGCAAAGAAACGACACCUGAGAAGGUCAGCAACAUGUGGACAGACUCUGGGCUGAACUGUAAUGACUUCUUGCCCAAUGACAAAGAUGUCAGCAAGUUUGUUACAGAGCAGAAAAUGAAUUUUCAGGAUGUUGUUCAAGCUGAGCUACCUGCUGAGGCUGCAGAUGAGACUGAGGACAACCAGGAUGCACAAGCCGACAAUCCCAAAGACAUACCUGAGCCGACAAAGCAGAAAAACCAGAACGAAGAACAACACAAUCCACUAAAAGAUAGGAAGCUCUACCACAGGGAGGUACUCACAACCCCCCAGGUGAUCUGCACCAAUAUGAUCAAACCACAGGACCCAAAAAUCAGUGCAGUCCUGGACAAGGAGAACAAGACUUCCCUGCCACCGAAUGAUGAAGCACCACUGAUGAACGUUACCCAGGAUUUCACUUCCUCAUAUUUGAAUUUUGGGAGCAGAUCAGCAGCUGGACCACGUUGCUUCCAGCACGGUCAGAGUAUGGAGCUCAGGAAAAUCAGCAAUAGCAUCCAACUGCACAAAGCUGAGAAUGCAUGGAGGCCAGUGGUGAAGAAGUUCAAUCACAGCCACAGAGGCAGGGAUUUGAAAGAAGGUGACCCUGAAAAGGCCAAGACCCAGGAGCUGUUCAGGUGUGUGCGCUGUAUCCUCAACAAGUUGACCCCUCAGAAGUUCCAGAAGCUGAUUGAAAAGAUGAGAGAGCUGAUGAUUGACACAGAGGAGAGGUUGAAGGGAGCCAUUGACCUCAUCUUUGAAAAAGCAAUCUCAGAACCUCACUUCUCUGUGACCUACGCCAAAAUGUGCCACUGCCUUAUGGAACUGAAAGUCUCCUCUUCUAGGACACCAGGGGUUAAUGCAGACUUCCAUAAACUGUUGAUUAACCACUGUCAGAAAGAGUUUGAGAAGGACAAACGUGAUGAUGAGAUCUUGAAAAAGAAGCAAAGGGUGUUGGAAGCUUGCAAAAAUGAAGACAAGCGUCAGCACUUGAAGGAGGAGCUGGAAGAGGCCAGAGACAAGGCUCGUCGCCGCUCACUGGGAAACAUGAAGUUUAUAGGCGAGCUCUUCAGAUUGAAGAUGCUGAAAGAGCCCAUCAUGCACAAGUGUGUAAAGAUACUACUAAAGAAACACGAUGAAGAGCCUCUGGAGUGUCUGUGUAAGCUGCUCUCCACCAUCGGGAAAGAUCUGGACCAUUUAAAGGCCAAGUCUCACAUAGAUAAGUAUUUUAACCAGAUUGACAAGAUCAUCAAAGAAAGGAAGACCUCAUCCAGAAUCCGCUUCAAGCUGCUUGAUCUCAUGGACCUCCGGAAGAGUAACUGGGUGCCUCGAAGAGGAGACCAGGGUCCUAAAACAAUUGACCAAAUCCACCAGGAGGCAGAGAUGGAGGAGCACAGGGAGCAGAUCAAAGUCCAGCAGCAGCUCAUAUUCAAGAAAGAGGAAGGUGGAGGCAGAAUUUGUCGAGACAUGUGGUUCCGAGGCCCUCGCAGAGCAGGAAAUGACCGAGCCACACAGUCACGAGAUGGUAGACGGAACACAAAACUCAUCUCUGAGGACAGACCUAUCGACACCAACCGACUUAUGAAGAUCACAAAGCUUAUUGCUCUGGACUUUAACAGUCACCUGUUACUUCCAGGAGGCAAACACAUGCAGGACGCCUGGACCAAAGGCUGCAGUGGAGGAACUGGAACUAAUCCAGGAAGUAAAGAUCAUUCCUCGGUAAGACAGCGGUCUGAGUCCAUGUCUUCAACAGGCUCUUGCUGUGGAGUUCCACAGAGGUCAAACUCCAGUGGUGAAUGUGGUGGAAACAAGGAUAAAAGCAACCACAAGAGGGAGCCAUUCAACAGAUCUCAUCACAGUGAAGGACAGGAAGACCAUGACGACAGAGAGUCACAGAAGCAAGGAGGGAGGAACCAGGUCUCACCUGAGCCUGGACACCAUGUUGUUCCCCAGCAACAGAGACAGAGGAGGGGCAGGUGGAGAAAACAGAGAUAAACGAAAACUCUUAGAAAAACUUCACAAAUCCAUCGUCUUCUUCGACUGACUUGACAGAUGAUUUAUCUUUAUGAAUCCUUAUUUUGAUUGAAUGGGGAAAACAUCUAUCACCAAAUGUGACCAAUGACAUAAGUAGUUUUCAUUUUUUGUGUGUUCUGUAUUUUCAAGGACGAGUUUUAAACACAAACUUAGCAAACCAAUAAAAUAUAAUAUUUUUUU